AUGGAAAAUUUAACUAUGUCAUACUCUCGAUCUCGCUCUCGUUCACCGAUGACAUCAUUCCACCGUCAUGAUCGAUCACAUUCACCAUAUAAUAAUGAUAGUCAUGAAGAAAAUGGUUGUCGUGUACAUGUUGCGGAUCUUUCAAUAAAUUGUACAAAACGUGAAAUUGAAAAAGCAUUUGAUAAAUGGCCUUUAAUUGAAGUAUGGCAUGCAAAUGCAUCAUGUUUUGCUUUUGUUGUUUUACGUCAUCGUAAUGAUGGGCAACAAGCCAUCAACGAACUUGACGGACGAUAUAUUGGUGAUGCACGAGUUCGAGUUUCUUUAGCUCGACCACGUACACGUGGUGGUGGUGGUGGUGGUGGCGGACGAAGACAUUUUGAUCCAAAUAUGCGUUGUUAUCAAUGUGGUUUUCGAGGUCAUUUUAGUCGAGAUUGUGGUAAUGAUCAACGAAAUUAUAAAAAAAAUGGCAAUGGAUAUCGAUCUGGUCGUGAACGAUCAUAUUCUCGAUCUCGUUCUCGAUCACCUCGUCCUCGAGUUAUUCGAGAUUAUCGUCGUUAUAGUCCUCGUCGAACAUUACCAUCAUCUCAUUAUAAAUCUCGUGAUAAUCGAUCUGGUUAUUAUACGAGUCCACCUCGAAUAUGA
Molecule: messenger RNA, 642 nt
Organism: Rotaria sordida
Lineage: Eukaryota; Metazoa; Rotifera; Eurotatoria; Philodinida; Philodinidae
Source: the annotation of a GenBank genome assembly